GAGCACGUUGUGCACGCGCAGGUUUGUGUUGUAAAACAGGAAGCUGUGAGAGGCGUUAGCAGCAGUUAGCCUGUUGGCUACCAGCACUUCGCACAGAAACGAAACCAGAGCAUAGCGUUUAUCUGAAGAAGGGGAUAAAGAGUAUCGUCUGCCCGGUUGAUUGGUUUAAUCGGUGGGACCGACAUGUCAGAGACGUACGAUUUCCUGUUUAAGUUCCUGGUGAUUGGCAGCGCUGGGACUGGGAAAUCAUGCCUCCUUCACCAGUUCAUAGAAAACAAGUUCAAACAGGACUCCAACCACACCAUCGGCGUUGAGUUUGGCUCCAGGGUCGUUAACGUUGGCGGCAAAACGGUCAAAUUGCAGAUCUGGGACACAGCUGGACAGGAGCGCUUUAGGUCGGUGACCCGCAGCUAUUACCGUGGAGCAGCAGGGGCUCUUCUCGUGUAUGACAUCACAAGUCGGGAGACCUACAAUGCUCUGACUAACUGGCUGACGGACGCACGGACACUGGCCAGCCCUAACAUCGUCAUCAUCCUCUGCGGGAAUAAGAAGGAUCUGGAUGCGGACCGUGAGGUCACCUUCCUAGAAGCGUCUCGUUUUGCCCAAGAGAACGAGCUGAUGUUUUUGGAGACGAGUGCUUUAACCGGGGAGAACGUAGAGGAAGGAUUUCUCAAAUGUGCUCGCACCAUCCUCAAUAAGAUUGAGUCAGGUGAGUUGGAUCCGGAGCGGAUGGGUUCUGGGAUCCAGUACGGAGACGCGUCCCUGCGGCAGCUCAGACAGCCCCGGGGCUCUGCUGCACAGGCCAAGCAGCAGUGUAACUGUUAGGGGCUCGGACACCCUGACCGCUAACAGACAUCAGACCAUACACACACAACCUCCCCCUCAGCUCCGGGUGUCUCUGGGUAUUGACACACCCCUUACCCCUCUCCCAAAUGUGACCCUUCCACACCCAGACACAUCUGGAUCAUUUUUUUAUGAUGAAGUCCAUCUGCAAACUUUGACCUCUGACCUCAGAAAGCUGUUCACCUAGGAUUCACAGAUCUCCCUGACUGCUUCGCCCCGAGCGAGGGGCACGGGCGGUAGAGGUGAAUCAAGACCCGACUGAGGGACUGUGUGUGUGUGUGUGUAUACCUUCUCCUGUGAUCCUUACACACACACACACACAGUUCCCUCUUAUAAAGUAACCAGCCGUCACAGCGACAGCAGUAGAUCAAACAUGCCUAGGUCUUGAAUCAUUUUAUACAUUGUGACAUAUCAGUUCUUUUUACCUGCGUAAAUAUGGCCAGAAAUGAAAUAUUAAUCUUCUGGGAGAACGUACAGCUCUUAAAACCCCAUGUACACUGAUAUUUACACGGUUGCAUUGGUUGGGUAUUUAAAGUGCUUCUAAAAAAACAAAAAGGAGGGGAGGAGGAGAAGAAACAUCCAUUCGGUCGGCACUAUCUGGUGCAGAUCAGAUGUAUACCGCCAUCCCUGUCUGGCUUGGGUUAGAGGUUAUCUUCGAACUUAACCUCAGCCGUCUUUCUGCACAGACCUCCUACCUUCAGAUUUGGUGAAAUUAAGGACAACAAACCUUGUUCAUUUAGUUAUUUACAGUUUGCAUUUGUUUGGCAGAAAUAUCAAAUAAUGAAAUUUUGAUUGGUGGUUUAAAAAGAAAGGAACAAAGAAAAAAACAUUAAAUUCUCCUAAAACUCAAGAACAUGUUCAAAUCAUGUAUAUAUAUCAAUAAUGAAACUAGAGAUCAAAUGUUUCCUAAAGAAAAUAAAGGUUACUUUAGGACAGUUAAGAUUUUAUGCACAUCCUCCUAAAUUUAAAACAAAAAAAUGAUGCUGAUUUUAACAUUGUAUUAUUAGAUUAUAGUAAUGCAAAUAGGAUUUUUUAAUGCUUAAUUUCAAAUUUAAAGUCACAAUGCAUAAAAAAUACAACCCUGUUAUUACGGAGUUAAAGUCACGUAAAAGUGUACUGUACACUGUUAGAAUGGAAGAAUAUUUUCGUGCAGCCACCAGCUCAGACCCUUCAGACUGCACCAGGAACGAUCUUCCACUGAAGCUGCGGUGUUUAGUCCUGCAUGUUUUGUUUGCUCUGGUUCCCCAUAACGGGGAGAUCUCCAGGUUCCCUCAGUGACAUCACCAUUAUGCACCACAGACAGACCUGUUUUGAUCUGUGUUUUAAAUACUGUCUACGUGAUGUGUGGGUUUCCUUCCCUUUCUCUUUUUUUUUUUCUCUCUGCAAGUGCACUUUUUUUGACUGUUUAUAUACUGUACCUAUAGAAUUGUAAAAUUUAUAGUAAUUUAAUGAUAUUAAAUGAGAGAAUAUUGUUUGAGGAGUGAUCAUUCCUAACUAAAGAGCAAUUAAGACUAGUCCAACACCAUUUCAGUAGUAAGAAGUCGUCUUGCCACCUCAGCUGUGGACAAGAACAUGCUGUUAGUUGUAAGUAUGGGGUGUGUGAUCAGCUCGCCACAUCUUCUAGUUCAAUCACAGCCUUAACUGACUAACCACAUGAUUGUUCUACAUCACGCUCUCAUAAUCAUCCAAGCUCUUAAAAUACACUUAAACUGUUAUGGUCUUAUUUUUAUUUUAUUUUACGAAAUGUUAUGCUUGAGUGAGUUAAACCAUUUUUGUCCAUCAAAAGUUUGACUCAAAGGAACAUUCCAGCGUAAACAGGUGUUAAGUUAAGCUGCGGUCACACUAGACUUUGAGCGUGAAAAAUUGGAACGGAUACUGCAAUGUUGAUAUGAGGUUACACUCUAUCUAUUCCAAUUUACUGCAAUGCCAUCUUCUGGUCAAAUGCAAUAAUUAAUUUGGUGCAUAAUAGGUAUUCUCACUUAUCAUUGCGGUGCAUUAUGUAAUUGAAUGAGUGCACUCGAUUACGCUUAAUUUGUUGUAACAUUUAAUGUAGUUUGUCAAACUUUCGCAGGUGAGAUCCUGUCAAUUUAAAAAGAAUUUACACAAUUGUGCAUUUCACACAAGGGAGAAAGAUUUACCCCACGCACAUUUGGCAACAGGUUCGGAUUGGCUAUGCAGAGUUACCACACUCACAAACCAAAAGCUCCAUUAUUGACCAGAAUUUCGCUAAUGUGACUGCAUCUGUAUUGUGUUGUAUUGUGUGUUCACGUGAGUUCGGCAUGCUGACCAACAGAUAACUGCUCUGUGAACUGUGCUUUAUACAAAAGGACCGUUUACGCAAAAUUGCGGUCCAAAAAUUUGGUCAAUAUUCCAUUUAAGCGUUGUUGUUUUUCUACAUGAUUAAUCGACAGCAUGUCACAGAUGCUGCCCAAUGUAUUUACCUGGAAUAUUCCUUAUGGUGGCGAUAUUAGUGGGUUUGAAACUUGUUAAACCCUUAAAUUUACAGGGCAAUGCUUGAUGGUCCCAUUGACAUGUGGUACACGAUGUUAAGAAGGAUGAUCACAAUUAUCGUUUAUAGUUUAUUUUAGUUUAUUAAAUUGCCUUUUUUUUUACCAUUUCACCAGGCAAAAUUUAUGUUCAGAUUUUCUUCUUCUCUCUGUGUGGGUGAAAUCCAUUCAUUUGAAUAGGAAUCCACUCUAUCGGGAAUUUCACAUGAUGGUGAUCGAUUUCCCCACAGAUUUCGCGACUGCUUCAAGCUGUGUAUUUUGAAAGUGACUCCGAAUGUGAGCACCAUUGACAGCAGACAAUGGAUGUUCACUAAUGUGAGCGCACCUUUACAACAGCACCACUACUUGAUCCGGGAGAAAUUCAGUGACUCUGCUCAUGUAGUGGAGUUUGGGUGCAUUUCAUAACCAGAUAUCAAUAUGGAGUGAAGAGUAGUUCAAAAUACUGCAUGAAACCAGUUGUUGCUUGGUAACCAUUGUGAUUUUUUCAUUCAUAAAUACUGUGUAUCUGAGUCAUCUGUGCUGUAAAUAAGACUGGAUUUGUUUAUCUGAGUGUUUGGGGGGAGGCUGCUUGUUCAUUUUAAAGAUUAAAGUUUGCUUGUUUUUUA
Messenger RNA from Carassius gibelio (silver crucian carp), 3955 nucleotides. RefSeq names its product RAB4B, member RAS oncogene family (gene rab4b). The transcript is spliced from 8 exons. The coding region runs from base 184 to 825 and encodes 213 amino acids. Gene Ontology annotation, molecular function: GTPase activity; GTP binding. Lineage: Eukaryota; Metazoa; Chordata; Actinopteri; Cypriniformes; Cyprinidae. Gene Ontology annotation, biological process: Rab protein signal transduction; regulation of endocytosis. Gene Ontology annotation, cellular component: endosome. The record is from RefSeq and is a predicted model, not a curated record.